AUGAAUGUUUCAGUUAUGAGUCAUCUUCUAAGCUUUCUUUUUAUCACAAAUGCAACUUGCGUGUUUGGAAUCUAUUAGACUAAAUAUACGUCACAAUGUUUUUAUUCUUUCAUAAUAUAUUUUUUGAAAAACCUACAAAUAGAGAGUUAUUUAGUGUGCCUCGGCAUUAUAGCUAGAUCUGUUAUUCAAUGGAUUCUCAAACUCACCAGCUUCACUUCCUCUUGAUUCCUUUAAUGGCACAAGGCCACAUGAUCCCAAUGGUAGAUACGGCGAGAUUAUUGGCACAGAGGGGUGUCAUGAUUUCCAUUGUCACCACGCCGCAAAACGCAUCCCGUUUCAAGCCAGUUCUUGCCCGUGCCGCUCCCCAGAUCCAGUUCGUUGAGCUCCAACUUCCAUGUGAAGAAGCAGGUUUGCCAAAAGGGUGUGAGAAUUUUGAUCAGCUUCCUUCACUUGGCCUUGGCGCUAAUAUCUUCAAAGCAGCUAGCUUGUUACAAACGCCGUUGGAGAAACUGUUCGAUCAGCUCACACCGCGACCAAGCUGCAUAAUCUCCGAUGUGUGCUUGCCAUGGACAGCCCACACAGCUAGCAAGUUUCACAUUCCGAGGUUUAUUUUCCUACCAGUAAGUUGCUUCAAUCAAUUGUGCUUUCAGAGUCUUCAGUACUUGACCAACGUUCUUGAGGGCAUAAAUUCCGAGUCAGAUUACUUUGUCUUGCCUGGCUUGCCUGAUCAAAUCGAAUUCACAAAGUCACAGCUACCAGUGGACGUAGAUCCAAAACUAAAAGAAUUUAUGGAACAAAUUUUGGAAGUUGACAUGGCCUCAUAUGGGGUUGUCAUAAACACUUUUGAGGAGCUAGAGCCAGCAUAUGCGGAGAAGUAUAGAAAGGCAAGAAACGGGAAAAUCUGGUGUAUUGGCCCGGUUUCGCUUUGCAACAAAGGAAACUUGGACAAGGUUGAGAGAGGUAAAAAGGCCGCUAUUGAGGAAACACAAUGCUUAAAAUGGCUUGAUUCACAUGAGCCUAAGUCCGUUUUAUACGCCUGCCUUGGGAGUAUUUGUAAUCUAGUACCUGCACAAUUGGUGGAGCUUGGAUUGGGCCUAGAAGCAUCAAAUAAGCCUUUCAUUUGGGUCAUAAGAGAAGGGAAUAUAUCGGAGGAGUUGGAGAAGUGGAUUAGAGAGUAUGGAUUUGAGGAGAGGACCAAGAAGAGAGGCCUGUUGAUCCGGGGUUGGGCGCCCCAGAUGCUGAUAUUGUCGCACCAAGCGGUCGGGGGGUUCUUAACUCAUUGCGGCGGGAACUCGUCGCUGGAGGCGGUAUGCGCCGGUUUGCCAGUCGUCACAUGGCCAAUGUUUGGCGACCAGUUUGUCAAUGAGAAACUCCUUGUGCAUGUGUUGGGAGUUGGUGUAAGAGUUGGAGUGGAGAAAAUGGUGAAUUGGGGUGAGGAGGAGAAGACUGGUGUGUUGGUGAAGUUUGAAAAUGUUAAGGAAGCCAUAGAAAAACUGAUGGAUGGAGAAGAAAAGGAAGAGAGAAGCAAACUGUCUAAAAAGCUCGCCGAAAUGGCGAAGAAAGCUGUAGAAGAAGGUGGAUCUUCUCAUCUUGAUAUCACUGAACUAAUCCAAGAUAUUACGCAACAAGCUAUAGGUUGUGAGAAACCAACCUAAUCCAGCAAUUUUGAAGGAAUGAAUUAAAGUUUUCAUUUCAUAUUUUUCUUGUUAUUUUCUAUCUCUCUGGCUAAAAAAAAAAAAAAAAAGUGUCAAUUAGAUUCAUCUUUCUCAUGCAUAUUUGGUGUAUUUGUUAUUCUUGAUGGGAUUCUUUGUCAAGAAAAAUACUAAAACAGACAAUGUGCUUUUUCACACUGUACUCUCUCUAGUAGUUGGUCUAGCUUUGAGAAUUUCGGGCAUGUUGUCAAAGUAGUCAAUCUGUCGUAUUUUAUUUUGAAAGCUUUUCCAUAAAAAAAAUAAAAGAAAAAAAAUG
Morus notabilis is the source of this 1968-nucleotide messenger RNA. Its product is annotated as UDP-glycosyltransferase 73C1. The record is from RefSeq and is a predicted model, not a curated record. Gene Ontology annotation, molecular function: UDP-glycosyltransferase activity. The transcript has a single exon. Bases 189 to 1655 code for a protein of 488 amino acids. NCBI's taxonomy places the organism in Eukaryota, Viridiplantae, Streptophyta, Magnoliopsida, Rosales, Moraceae.